Molecule: messenger RNA, 2179 nt
Organism: Dryobates pubescens (Downy woodpecker)
Lineage: Eukaryota; Metazoa; Chordata; Aves; Piciformes; Picidae
Gene: ZIC2
Product: Zic family member 2
Exons: 3
Coding region: 113-1540 (475 amino acids)
Biological process (GO): central nervous system development; regulation of transcription by RNA polymerase II
Cellular component (GO): nucleus
Molecular function (GO): RNA polymerase II cis-regulatory region sequence-specific DNA binding; DNA-binding transcription factor activity, RNA polymerase II-specific
Source: RefSeq, a predicted model, not a curated record
GCGGCGCGGAGCGGCGGCCCCGCGCCGUGCCGGGCGGGCGGCAGCAGCCCGGCAGCGGUAGCGGGGUGGCGGCAGCGGCAGCGGCGGCGGCGUCCCCGGAGUGGAGCGGACCAUGCUGCUGGACGCCGGCCCGCAGUUCCCGGCCCUCGGUGUGGGCACCUUCGCCCGGCAUCACCACUCGGCCGCGGCGGAGAUGCAGGACCGGGAGCUGAGCCUGGCAGCGCAGAACAGCUUCGUGGACUCGGCGGCGGCGCACAUGGGCGCCUUCAAGCUCAACGCCGGCGCUCACGACCUCUCCCCCGGGCAGAGCUCGGCGUUCACCUCGCAGGCGCCCGGCUACCCCGCCGCUGCCCUGGGGCCCCACGCGGCUCAUGUCGGCUCCUACUCCGGGGCACCCUUCAACUCCACCCGGGACUUCUUGUUUCGCAGCCGUGGCUUCGGGGACUCGUCGCCGGCCGGCGGGCAGCACGGCAUCUUCGGCCCUGCGGCCGGCAGCCUGCACCACCCGCACACGGACGCUCAGAGCCACCUCCUCUUUCCAGGCAUUCACGACCAGCACGGCCCCCACGCCUCCCAAAACGUUCUCAACGGGCAGAUGCGCCUGGGCUUGCCGGGGGAGGUGUUCGCCCGGUCGGAUCAGUACCGCCAGGUCUCCAGCCCCAGGACUGACCCGUACUCGGCGGCUCAGCUGCACAACCAGUAUGGCCCCAUGAAUAUGAAUAUGGGCAUGAACAUGGCAGCUCAUCACCACCAUCACCCAGGUGCCUUUUUCCGCUACAUGCGGCAGCAGUGCAUCAAGCAAGAGCUCAUCUGCAAAUGGAUCGACCCUGAGCAGCUGAACAACCCAAAAAAAAGUUGCAAUAAAACUUUCAGCACCAUGCACGAGUUGGUCACCCACGUCUCUGUGGAGCAUGUUGGGGGACCCGAGCAGAGCAACCAUGUCUGCUACUGGGAGGAGUGUCCCCGGGAAGGCAAGCCCUUCAAAGCGAAAUACAAACUGGUCAAUCAUAUCCGAGUGCACACGGGAGAGAAACCCUUCCCCUGCCCUUUCCCCGGCUGCGGAAAAGUUUUCGCCAGAUCAGAAAACCUCAAAAUUCACAAAAGGACGCAUACAGGGGAGAAGCCCUUUCAGUGCGAGUUUGAAGGCUGCGACCGGCGCUUCGCCAACAGCAGCGACCGCAAGAAGCACAUGCACGUCCACACCUCGGACAAGCCCUACCUGUGCAAGAUGUGCGACAAGUCCUACACCCACCCCAGCUCCCUGCGGAAGCACAUGAAGGUGCACGAGUCGUCCCCGCAAGGCUCCGAAUCCUCCCCAGCCGCCAGCUCCGGCUACGAGUCCUCCACCCCCCCGGGGCUGGUGUCCCCCAGCGCCGAGUCGCAGAGCACCAGCAACCUCUCCCCGGCUGCGGCGGCAGCGGCGGCGGCAGCGGCGGCGGCUGUGUCCGCCGUGCACCGGGGAGGUGGCAGCGGCAGCGGUGGAGGCGGCGGCGGCGGCCACAGCGGCCUCUCCUCCAACUUCAACGAGUGGUACGUGUAAGGCCCCGCCGGACUGCUCUGCACGGCCCCUCCGUGCCCUCUGCUCCCCUCCCGCCCCAGAGGCGGCUGCAGCGGCGGGCAGGAGGGAGAGAACCCGCCGGAGAUGCGCCAGGAGGUGCCACCGCACCUACUGGCAGAGACAUGACAACCGAGCAGAAUGGGGACGGGGAUCUUUAUCUUCCCACACCCCUUCUGCCUUCGGGUCUUUUUUUGUUGUUGUUGUUGUUGUUGGAUUUUUUCUUUUAUUUCUUUUCGAGAACACUUUGAACCAGAAAAAAAAAAUCUAUAAAAGUAUGUUCUGAAAAUGUAACAGAACUAGUAAAUAAAUAGAGGAAUGGAAAGAGGAGAGAGAGGGGCAGAAAACCCACCCCAUAUGCCACCAACACACCACCCAGCAAAAGCCUUCUCAAGCCGACGUAAAGAAACUCUCUCCGGAGCCUCCAGACAAAAGAUCAGAGACUCAAACCCCUCCGACCCUGCGCCUGCCCGCCCGGAGCCGUCAGCACCCUCCUGCCCCACGAACUGUGUACAUAGUGGCCCUCUCCUUCCUCCAGCGAGGUGGGAAACGAAGUUUUCCUGGAUUCUUGGUGUAUAGAAGCUUACCCCUUUUGUAAACCGCGGAUUGGUCCCCCCCCCUUUU